Messenger RNA from Myiozetetes cayanensis, 8651 nucleotides. It is a transcript of the gene TP53INP2, whose product is annotated as tumor protein p53 inducible nuclear protein 2. The coding region runs from base 416 to 1096 and encodes 226 amino acids. The record is from RefSeq and is a predicted model, not a curated record. NCBI's taxonomy places the organism in Eukaryota, Metazoa, Chordata, Aves, Passeriformes, Tyrannidae. Gene Ontology annotation, biological process: autophagosome assembly; positive regulation of DNA-templated transcription. Gene Ontology annotation, cellular component: nucleus; autophagosome. The transcript is spliced from 4 exons.
GUCCCGAUUUGUGCGGGGGAGCGGCGGGCGCUCGGCACAACCGGGGGGUCCGCUCGGCACAACCGGGGGGUCCGCUCGGCACCGACCGACACCGACACAGGCACCGCCACCGGCACCGGCACCGGCACCGAAUAGCACCGCCAUCGCCAGCGCCCGGCACCGGCUCUACCUCAGCGCCUCCCGCCGCCCCGACACCGCCGCCACCGGCCUUUGCACUGAAGCCAAGUGAAGAAUCUCACAAUUGCACUAAACUCCACUUAACUUUGAUUCCUCUGGCAGCAAAGCGACUCUGCCAUCAAGAAGACCUCGAGGGCUGUUUUACCCUCCCUGCACAUCACUCCCAACUCCGUGCCUGGAAGCUGGUGCCCAGCAGUAGCUCUAACUCACUGUCCAUCCCACUGGACCACUCCCAACCAUGUUUCAGCGUCUCACCAGCCUCUUCUUCAGCGACAGCAGCACACCAGAGGGCCUAGAGGAGCCCAAACCCUUUGUUGAGGAGGAGGAGGAGGAGGAUGGCUGGCUCGUAAUUGAUCUUGCAGGCAGCCGUGCCCGCCCCGGCCCAGCCCGGCGAGCGGGUGCGGGCGGUACCGGGCGCUCGGCGCGGCCCCGCCCGACGCCCCCCAGUCCGCCACCGGCCGCUUCCCCGGCUCCGGCCGGUCCCUGCUUGAUGGACGAGAGUUGGUUUGUCACCCCUCCCCCCUGUUUUACUGCAGAAGAGCCCGGCCCUGACGGUGUGGGGAGCAGCCCCAUGGAGGACCUGCUCAUCGAGCACCCCAGCAUGUCCGUCUACGUCACCAGCACCCUCGAGGUGGAUGGGGAGGGCCCCGAGGACGAUGCUGCCGGGGAGGUGCCGGAGCCGCGGCUGGAGCGGCACGUGGCGCACCACGGCCGGUCCCUGGCGGUCAAGGCGGCCAUCCUGGACAAGGUGGGGCAGGCGCAGCGGGUGCAGCGGGCCAAGCAGCUGGCGGAGCGGCACCGGCUGGGCCAGAAGGCGCUGCAGCGGCAGAACCGCGCCCGGCAGCGCCCGCCGCGCCGCGCCAAGCAGCUCCCCGGAGCCUUCGUGCACCAGCCCUGCCAGCGCCACUGCAACUACUGACCUCGCCGGGACGGCUGCGCCGCCGCUGCCCCGCCGAGGGGGCCCUCACCCCCCGCCGACACCGCCCCCGGGAGUGCCGGCCCCCACGGACACCGGCGACACCGGCUGCGGUUCCACUCCACGCCCCCACACCCGCGCUCCUGGCCCACGCUCCUCAUCUUCCUUCACGCGCCCUCUCUGCUCCCCUCGCCCCUCGCCCUCGAUGCCAGCUGGGCCAGCAACCCCUGGAGCUGCCGGCAUGGAGGGCCGUGCUGACCCCCCCAUCCUCACAGCCUCGCCAGCCUUCACACAGGAAAUCGGUAUUCCCAGGGAAAUCACCUAUUCCCGAAAUCCAUGGCGAAGCCUGUUUGUCCUGACAAGCCUGUGACAACAGUGCCUUUCCUCACAACAUCAUGACUCCACGUACAGCCAGGCUGGGAUGUCACAGAGACACCGAGCAGAAGUGAAAAGAGCAACGAAGCCACAAGAUUUGGGAUUUUUAGGAAAAUCUCGUCAAUGACACUAAGUAAUGCUUCCUCCCUGCACAACCAGCAAAUACUCCCCUCCCUCCUUGAUAGAAAUAGUUACGUUUUUACCACGAUAAGACAAACCCCCACUGCUGGUCCUGAAGGGGCUUGUGGUGGGAAGCACUGGUGGAACCUUUGUGGCCGGGUCAGCCAGGUGGCUCCUGACGCCUCACGGUGUUUUUUUUAAAUCAACCUUCAAAACAAUCUCAGGAAUCAAAUCACCGUCCCAGCGCCGUGCCGGAGCCCUUGGCCACUGUGCCAGGAGGGGUGGCCAGCCCAGGGCAGUGGUGGCAUCACCGUGGCUGGUGGUCCCACCCGAGCAAGCCCCUUCCUCCUGGAGCCACUUGCCCGCCCCAGCCACACCUGUAUCCCUACAGAUACGCCUGUAUAUGUGUGUGUAUAUAUUUCCCUCUAUACCUUUAUGCUUGGAAGAGGCACUGUUAAGCCAAGGAGCAUCGGCUGCCUAUGUCAGUCCCCGGGAGGGGGAGAGGCAAUGAUCUGCACAGCUUCCCUGAGGUGGCAAAGCAUGUCGAUGGUGGUGGUGAAGAGAUGCUGAAGAAGAGGCCAGAGGGAAGAGGCUGAAGUAAGGACAAAGAUGGAUCUGGGAGUGGCUGCAAAGGGUCUAGAUGGGGCAAGCCCAAGUGAAGGAUUACUUUAACAGGAGCUGUAAUGGGUGCAUCUUCUUUCCCCACCCCACUAAAAUUUGCAUCCUUUCCCAUGAAGGGCCAAAUCCCAUUGUAGAAAAUGUUGAUCUUUAAUGCAAAUCCCUCCCCUUCCCGUGACGGACUUAUUCUGCCUUUGGAGGAACAUUGCCUAGACUUUUCACUGGCUCCAGCACCAGCUGAGAUGGCUCCAAACCCAGCAGAAAUUUGCUGAUUGCCCCUAGCUCCCUCCCUUUAGGAACAGGUUUGCACCCUGUGCCCAUGGAAAGUGUCCUGCUUGUGGCCAGCUCACAGCCUGAAUUCCUACCCUCUGAAAAAAGAAAUACCCUUACAACCCCCCCCAAAAUUCUGAUUUCACAGGAGUUUCUUCCAUUCACUGUGUUACAUCCCUUAAUAUUAGCCGAGGACCUCGGCUGAAGGAACUGUGGUAAGCCCAACCUCAGACACCUGGUAGUUAUUAAUUCUUUCAAAGAGAUUAAAAACAAACAGGUCCAGGCUCUGGGCUGGGCAGCCUGCCCCGCAGGAGUGGCUGCUGCUGCUCACCUGCAGCCUUUCUCCUCCACUCCCAUGACAUCGUGUUCCCAAAAACUCAGAGCUGGGAACUCGGCGUUCCCCCUGCCCUUGGCAUUGCCCCGCACUCCUUGGGCCUCGCCGCAACCUCCGUCCCUCGCCGAGCCCGAGCCCACACCGGAGAUCGCCCCGUCCCGCCUCUGGUGUCUUCUUGGUGAAUACACUGACUCGAGGGGAACCUUUACCUCCUCUGGCUUCCUGGACUUCACACUAAAUGCCUUUUCUCCCCCCUGAAGUGAUGCCUGGUGUGAACCAGGAGCAUGGCACGUGCAGGGACUCUGGCACAGGUGCUUGUGAUGACAAGCAGGGGCUGAGCCCGAGCUCCCGGACGUCCUUCCCCGUCCCACUCUUCCCAUGUUGCUGCAUGAUCCGCUCUGUGGCCACUGGGCAGUACCAUUACAGGAACCGGUUUCUCUCCAGCCCAAUUACACAUCAAGAAGUGAAGCCACACAGCAUCCUGCCUCCCAGCCUGUUCUCCACUCCAAAUUCUCCUCCCGAGCAUCGAAGUCACCUUCCAGAGCACUCCAGAAAUCAGAGGCUGGUUGCGACCCCAUUACCCCUCCACAGCUCCCAGAGGAAGGGGCCGGGGAGCAGCAGUGAGCUCAGGGCACAUCCUGCCACGUCUCAUCUACCAGGCUUUCCUGUGCCCACUGGUCUGCAUGGAAAUGGUACCCCAGGAGAAAUCCCUCAUCGAAAUCCUCCCUUGUCCUGCUCAUCUGUUGUGACCCAGAACCUCUUGGCCAUGUUCCUGGUGGGCUUGGGGCAGCCAUGGCACUGACACACCCAGCCCCAGCUCCCAGCCCCCAGGCACCAUUUCCAUCAGGUGAUGUUGGUUUUCAGAAGCAAAUGCAAACUGUUUUUUUCCUUUCUUCUUUCCAUGCCAGUCUGAGGUGUUUUUCCUCAUGCUGUGCCCAGCAAACACAGGACAUGAAGCAGAACUAUUAUCACACUUUAUAUCCAGAGGAUGUUUAUAAAGGAUUAAUAAAUUAUUAAUAAUGUUUCCAUGAAGAGAUUAAACCAGAGUCCAAGCAGGUCAGCAGAGUGCAUGUACCACAGCAAACCUCUGCUCCUGUGACCCCCCUCUGUUGUUUGCACACUUGUUGUGUAUUAACACCUAACACUCACCUGCCAACCCCCUGCAAGGCGACUGUCACCCCCAGUGUGACCCACCCUCCCUGUGCUGUGGCAAAAGGGUGUUCAACCUGUGCUUUGCAGAAGCCCUGCGAUGCUCUGCUGCUGCCCAGCAGCAAGCACAGGGCCUGGCCUGAUCCCAAAUCUCCUGCACAUUGUUGCCAGAGCAAGAAAAUUCCUUUUCAUUGAGGUUAUUUGUCUCCUCGAAUCUUAAAACAAAUGAAAGGUGCUUAAAAACUGAGAACUUUGGUGUGUGCACCUGUGUGCAUGUGUAGAUACUUCACAGCCUGGUGUGAGUGUUCAGUAGGUUAUUUUGGGGUGUGGGGUUGAGUUUUUUAGGGGUUUCUUGGUUGGUUUUUUUUUGCACCCAGUGUUUGUGAUGAGUUGUGUGGUGCUCCUGAUGGGAAGGUGCUCACAGGGAGCCCCCUUGGGCUGGUCCUGCUGGGACAACUGGGAUGAUUUUGCUUUCUUUUCCGUAUUUGUGUAGGGGGAAACUACAGCAUGGACUCAGGGACAAACCAAUCUGCUGAGGUCUUUAAAAAUGUCUCUUUUCCAGGCUUCUCUGCUAGGAUGUGGGGUUUGGUUUGGUCUGUGAGGGAUCUGCAGGGAUGGGGCCUGUGGCAGAACAUGGUGGUGAGAGGCUGCCCAGGCUGUGUCAGAGGAGCUGCAGGGUUUGGUGCUCUGACAUUCCAGCGUGGAAAAGAAGCUGUGGCCACUCAUGGUGGGACCAUUCCUAGGCAGCAGCCCCUCUUUAUUUGUUCAUGUCCUGAAAAUUCACCUUACAGUUGCCAGAAUGCGGCUUGUCCCUUUUUGGACUUGCCUGUGAACAAACAGGUACAGAUUUUCAGCACUGAGCCUCCGAGGAUUUGGCAAGUGCAGUAGAGCUGGGUGUUCUGGCCUGACUCCCAUGACAUCACUGGGAUCAGGAGACAGCCAGGGUGGGGGAAGCCACUGGAAUGAUCACCUGGAGAAAUGGUGAUGUAGGUGACAGGCGGAUUUGAGGGAAGAAAUUUUUGUAUUUCUUGCACUGAAAGCAUAAAAAAAGAAUUCCUGGUGGAGUGGCCUGGGCAAAUCCCCGUUCAGUAAAUGCCAGCUUUUCUGGGCGGCAUGGCAGUGCUGGGGUUCAGACAGGGGAGAUGGGUCCAGCCACAGCAGCAGCCUUGCAGCCCCGCUCUGGAGUUGCAGUGAGGAACGGGCCCGGGCAGCUGCGAGGGCAGCGCUGUCAGUGCUGGCUGGAGCCUGUGGAGGCAGCACACCCCUACAGUGGGAAGGAUCUUUCCACCACCAUUGUGUAGGGAUGUUCUCCAAGCAAGACUUGCAUCUCAGCUGAGUUGUUUUGGUCCAGCUGCCCUGGUACUCACGCGAUGGAUGAACCCCAAUGGGUGGUCAGGCUCCCCCAGCCAGCAGGAUGGGACCAGGGAGGCCCUCCUGCAGGAGUGCCAGCUCUUGGGAUGCAUCAGGACACCCCCAUGCCCCCCACCUUCCCAUGGCUGUGCUUCCUGCACCACUCAAGGCCAGGCUGGAGGCUAAGGCACAGCCACAGCACAUGCAGGGCACUCACUGGCAGCCACGACAAAUCCUCACCUCUGAUUUUGGCUGUCGCUUGUGCUGCAAGGCUGGGGGGCUGCCAAGAGAGUAGUGGCAAAAGUCUUCCUCACCUGUGUGAGUGCUCUGAAAUCUGCACUCACAAAUGCUCUUUCCAAAAAAAACGUCUGCCACAAAAGCUUCAUCUGGGAGAAAGACAGCUCUUUUCAUGGGAGUCAGUAUUUCUUUCUCAUCAUGGAUAACAUAAAUGCAUGGCUCAUCCCAAAGACUGCUGUGGGAAUUUUCUCUCUUUGGGCAUGUUUCUAAUCAAUAAUUUUACAUCAUACCAAUACCUUUUCCUCUUCCAUCCAACCCUACUGGGGAGAAAAAUACCCACUUAGAUGUCUUAUCAUACCAGUCAGAACAAAAAAAAAAAAAAGAAAAAAAACUACAGUGAGUUUAUAGGCUUGACUUCCACAGCUUUGCAGUCACUCCUUUGGAGGACCAGUAUAAAUUCCAGCGCCCUGCAUCAAGUGGAAACUAAAUGUCAUGUGAAUUUAUUGAAAAACAAGUGAGUCCCCAGAGAUUAAAUUUCUAAUAAUUAAUGGACAGUAAGAAGUGAUAGGUCAUCUCAAGUCAAGCAAAAUGGUUCUCAGCAUCUACCAAAAGGCAGCGCCGAGCCCUGCUGGUCUGGGGAUUGGUGGUGAUGGUCCCCGAGUCUUUCCUGAGUGUCCAGGUAAAAAUGAGAGGUCAUCUGUGUCCAGCUGGUGCUGCAGGGACUCUCGAGGCACCAGAGAUUGUCAGCAACCACCAUUCCCACAAGUGACUCGGAGUUUGCUGUUCCUUUGCUGUCUGCACUCAUAAAUGCUGGUGGCAGGAGGGAUGUGCCAGCACCACAGAAUUGCCCCCAAGUUCUCAGAGCUUCCCCCCAGGCCCUUCUCCACCACAGGACUGUGUCUGCUGACCUCCUCAGCACAGCUGCUUACAGGGACUGGAAUCUGAGGACAGACACCCACGGCACUGGCAACCUCUCCAUCCCAGAGAACUGCCAUGGUCAGACCCACCCAUCAGACCUUCUGGGGACAUUAAUGGGCCUUAGUUGGGGCUGAUCCUUUUAGGGCUUGUCUUCUUUAGGGUGGAGUUUUCCAUCUCUGCCCAUUUCUCUCAGAUAUGCUCCAUACAAAGUCAGUAAUUGCCCAUCAUCCUCACAGGCUCCAUCCUCACCCCAUUCUCAUGAUCCACGGGUCGCCUGACUGUGGCUGUAGGAAGAAGCUGGAUGCAGCAGUGGGAGAGGCUCUGCCUGGCUGUCAAGUCCCUCCUUUGGUGAGAGGUGUCCUCAGACCUGUCAGAGAUGCCACCUUCUCCUCCACUUGUCUCCAGGACCCCCUUGGUGGGAGCCCUUAGCAGCCCUGGGCUCUGGACAGCCGGACAUGGCUUGGGCAGGAGGUCUCCCCUUCCAUGCCACUCACUGAUGUGUCUUCCACCAGCCUUUCUUUUUUUUUUCUUAAAAGACUCUGUGUCAUUAACUAAACCCACAAUUUUCCUUAAAGGGAUGAGGAUGACAAGGACGAGCAGUGCCAUUUAAAUAGCAAACAUGGCUCUUACACAUGAUCCUCCUUUUAAUUCUCCUGUGCAGAGCAGUGACUGACACCCAGGUGUGUCCCCUGUGCAGUCAUUCAGAGCUAACACCUCCUGGGCUGGCAAGGGGGUUGCUUUCCCAGCCCCAGAGAUACAGGUAUGUAACCCCAUGUCCCAGAGCACAAAAGCUGCUGCAAAGCUUUGGUUCUGUUACAGCUAAACCUGAAAAUCCUUCUGCCUUCCACUCUCAUCCUAUUUUAUUACCUGUGUGUGGGAAAGAUUUUAUUCCUUGCAAAUGGAGGGGAAAACAGCACAGCAAGUUCUAAGUGUAACAUAAAAAUGGGUUGCACAGGGAGCCAAAGUUCGUCUACUCUUUCACAUUCACCUUGUGUUUCCUUGUCGGGGAAGCUGGGAGCAGCUGUGCCCAAAUCUCACCAAAAUCUUAUCCUCAGCUUUAUGCUUCAGGAAGUCAAGGGAUGAGGGAACAGCACAAGGUGUAACAGUUAAACUAGUAAAAUUUUCUCUUGUAUCAGAACUGUUCUUGUACAGAGCCACUGAGCACUGCAAUAUUCUGUCUGUCUGUAUCAACCUCAACUAUUCCGCUUGUAAAACUCAUCCCUGCACAUUAUCCAUCCCCAUGCUGGACUGACUGUACAUGUGCCUUCACCCUUUUUCAUGAUUUGUCAUCUUUUUUUAACACAAUUACAGAACUUGAAUAAAUCACUGAACUGCAGUUACAAGUCCUAUGCAAGAGGUGGCUGGGGAGUCAGUUUUUGAUAUUUCUGUGUUUCUGUGUUGUUUUCAAAGUCGUCGUGAAGAUUUUUCAGAGAAGCCCAACAGAAUGAUUACCCCAAAAAACAUUCAGAUUUAAUUUUUUUUUCUAGCUAAAAAGCAUUUAGCAUUUUGGAUGCUAAAUAUCUUAGGCAGCUUUGAAAAGCUCAGCCUAAACCCCAGUUCCUUGCUGGGCCAUGCCUGGAGAGCAAGCAAGAGCAGUAGCAGCAGGAAGGACGAGCACCAGAACAGCCGGUGUGUUCCACAGCCGGUGUUUCCUCUUGAGAAAGGUUGGAAAAGGUCACCUUAAGCCUUCCCUAAAAUGCAUGGGAGAAUGUUGCCAUGCCCAGCCACCCUGCGCCCACUGCCAGCCCGGGGCAGAGCGUGGCCGUCAAGCAGCUCUCCAUGCCUGGGCUCUGCUGAAUGCCUUAACUGGGGUCAGCUGCCACUCUGGACCUUGGAGAAGAGGUAAAAACAAGGCCCACGUUUUUCUACAUCACCUAUGCUGUAGGACUGAAACCUUGUCCGAAACUCAUAGCUGACAAAAUCUGUCCUUUUCGUGUGUUCUGUGUUCAGUUGGUGUGAGCGAGGUUGGUAGGGAAAGGGCAUCUCCUCCUCGUAGGACACUGUGUAAACAUUUGCUGUGUGUCAACAGAGUGAAGGACACGACUGCCUGGGGUACGUUCGUAGUGUGCCUGUGUGUAUGUAACCUGGUUUUGGUUGUUAGGUUGUAAUGCUGUCUCUUGACUGAGAAAAGAAAUCUAAUAUAAAGAAAAAUCACAAGAAAUAAUAAAAAAAUCUAUUUAAACUCUA